Molecule: messenger RNA, 4773 nt
Organism: Chlamydomonas reinhardtii
Lineage: Eukaryota; Viridiplantae; Chlorophyta; Chlorophyceae; Chlamydomonadales; Chlamydomonadaceae
Exons: 25
Coding region: 251-3520 (1089 amino acids)
Biological process (GO): base-excision repair, gap-filling; DNA replication proofreading; DNA-templated DNA replication
Cellular component (GO): delta DNA polymerase complex
Molecular function (GO): 3'-5'-DNA exonuclease activity; DNA-directed DNA polymerase activity; DNA binding
Source: RefSeq, a predicted model, not a curated record
GUAGUUUAGGCUACAGUAUCGUUGUGCUGCCUGUGUUUGUGGCUAGGCUUCUUGGUGAACCCCCAAACAGCCCGCAAAGAACUCGAACUUUUUGACAACAGCCGGGCCUGUAGAACUAUCCACCGGCUACUUUGAACGUGUCCCAAUAUUGCAACUUUUCUUAUAUAAUUCUUUGCUCUGAGACAGCUCGCCGAAAGACAAGUUUGCCGCACGGUUUGCCGCGCUUCUUCAAGGAGCGCGUGCAGCGGUCAUGGCUGACUCUCAGGCCAAGCGCUAUGCUGGAGGAGGUCACUACGAGGGAGGCCCGCCUGCCAAGCGGCAGGCGACGGGCCCCGACCCAGACGACAUGGACUUUAUCGAGGACGACCCCAGCGGCCCCCCUGAGCCGCUGGAGGACGUGGAGCUGGGCGAGGCGGGCCGCAACUGGGUGCGCCCGCCCGUUGCCGACUUUGACCCCGCCAGCACGGCCAUAGUGUUCCAGCAGCUGGAGGUGGACUACUACCUGGCUGAGCCGCGGGCGGGCGUGGACACGGUGCCAGUGGAGGUGAAGCAGGUGCCGGUGCUGCGCCUGUUCGGCGUGAACGCCGCCGGCAACAGCGUGUGCGCGCUGGUGCACGGCUUCGAGCCCUACUUCCUCAUAGAGCGGCGACCGCACUGGGGCGCAGACCACAUCCAGGCGCUGGGCUUAGCGCUCAAUCAAGAGCUGUUGGGCAAAGCAAAGGGCGUGGGCGGCCCGGCGGUGACGCGCAUUGAGCCCGCGGAGCGCCGCUCCAUCUGGAACUUCCAGCCGCCCGGCACCUCCACCGCCUUCCUCAAGAUCGUGGUGUCGGUGCCCAACCUGGUGGCGCCCGCGAGAGGCCUGCUGGAGGGCGGCAUGAGCCUGUCGGCCGUGAACGACUUUGUCAAGUGCACCACAUACGAGAGCAACGUGCUGUUCACGCUGCGCUUCAUGGUGGACUGCAAGGUUGUGGGCGGCAACUGGGUGGAGCUGCCGGCAGGUGCCUACCAGCUGGAGACCGCGCGGCCCAUGACGCACUGCCAGAUUGAGGCGCACAUACGCUACGACAAACUCAUCUCGCACGCGCCGGAUGGCGAGUACUCGAGUGUGGCGCCGCUGCGCAUUAUGUCCAUCGACAUUGAGUGCUGCGGCCGCAAGGGCUGCUUCCCGGAGGCCAAGAUUGACCCCGUCAUCCAGAUCGCCAGCAUGGUGUCGGUGAGCGGCAAGAUGGACGGCCCCGUGGUGAAGAACAUCAUGACGUUGGGCAGCUGCGCGUCUAUCGUGGGCGCCGAGGUCAUGUCCUUCAACGACGAGGCGGAAAUGCUGCUGCGCUGGCGUGACCUGCUGGUCGAGUCGGACCCCGACAUCAUCAUCGGCUACAACAUCCUCAAUUUCGACCUGCCGUACCUGUACGAGCGGGCGGACGCGCUCAAGAUUGGGAAGAAGUUCCAGGUCUGGGGUCGCGUGCGCGGCAGCCACACCCGCAUGCGGGACGGCCAGUUCAGCAGCAAGGCGUACGGCACGCACGAGUACAAGGACAUCACCAUUGAGGGCCGCGUGCAGUUCGACCUGCUCACCGCCAUCCAACGCGACCACAAGCUGUCCUCCUACUCCCUCAACUCCGUGUCCGCACACUUCCUGGGCGAGCAGAAGGAGGACGUGCACCACAGCGCCAUCGCGGACCUGCAGGCCGGCAACGAGGAGACGCGCCGCCGCCUGGCCGUGUACUGCCUCAAGGACGCCUACCUGCCCCAGCGCCUCCUGGACAAGCUCAUGUACACCUACAACUACAUCGAGAUGGCGCGUGUGACGGGCGUGCCGCUGUCCUACCUGCUCACGCGCGGCCAGUCCAUCAAGGUGUUCAGCCAGCUGCUGCGCAAGGCCGCCGCCAAGGGCUUCGUCAUCCCCAACAUCAAGGUGCAGGGCCCCGUGGCCGGCGCCGACGGCGUGGGCUACGAGGGAGCCACGGUGCUGGACCCCAAGAUCGGCUUUUACGAUCGCCCGGUGGCGACGCUGGAUUUCGCCUCGCUGUACCCGUCCAUCAUGAUGGCGCACAACCUCUGCUACACCACCCUGCUCACGAAGGACCAGCUCAACAUCGUGCCGCCGGAGGACCGCGAGCAGAGCCCCAGCGGCGACUGGUUCGUGCGCAACAGCCGGCAACGCGGCCUGCUGCCAGAGAUUCUGGAGGAGCUGCUGGCUGCACGCAAGAGGGCCAAGAACGACCUGAAGGCGGAGAAGGACCCCUUCAAGCGCGCCGUGCUGGACGGCCGCCAGCUGGCGCUCAAGGUGUCGGCCAACUCGGUGUACGGCUUCACGGGCGCCACGGUGGGCAAGAUGCCGUGCCUGGCCAUCUCCGCCUCUACCACCUCGUACGGCCGCGAGAUGAUCAUGACGACGCGGCAGCUGGUGCAGGAGCACUAUACGCGCGCCAACGGGUACGAGACGGACUGCGAAGUUAUCUACGGAGACACGGACUCGGUGAUGGUCAACUUCAAGGUGGCGGACGUGGCUCGCGCCAUGGAGCUGGGCCGCGAGGCGGCGGCGGUGGUGUCCAAGGCCUUCCCGCCGCCCGUGAAGCUGGAGUUUGAGAAGGUCUACUACCCCUACCUGCUCAUGAACAAGAAGCGCUACGCGGGGCUGCUGUGGACGCGGCCCGAGACGCACGACAAGAUGGACAGCAAGGGUAUUGAGACGGUGCGGCGCGACAACUGCCUGCUGGUGCGCAACGUGGUGACCACCUGCCUGGAGCGCAUCCUCAUCGGCAAGGACGUGCAGGGCGCGGUGGGCUACGUCAAGGGCGUCAUCGCCGACCUGCUCAUGAACAAGAUCGACCUGUCGCUGCUGGUGAUCAGCAAGGGCUUGACGCAGGACGCGGACGAGUACGAGGGCAAGAUUGCGCACGUGGAGCUGGCAAAGAAGAUGCGCAAGCGCGACCCUGCCACCGCCCCGGCCGUGGGCGACCGCGUGCCCUACGUCAUCAUCAAGGCAGCCAAGGGCGCCAAGGCGUGGGAGAAGGCGGAGGACCCCAUCUACGCGCUGGAGCACUCGCUGCCCAUUGACGUGCAGCACUACCUGGAGCACCACCUCAGCCAGCCGCUGCUGCGCAUCUUCGAGCCCGUCAUGAAGAACCCCAAGGAGCUGCUCUGCGGCGACCACACGCGCUGCAUCGCAGUGUCUACGCCCAGCACGGCCGCGGGCGGCAUCAUGCGCUUCGCCAAGGUGACGAUGAGCUGCCUGGCCUGCAAGGCGCCGCUGCCGUCGGGCUGCAAGGACAGCCUGUGCGGGCACUGCAAACCGCAGGAGGCGGAGAUCUAUAGCCGCACGCUGGGCACGGUGUCGGAGCUGGAGGCGCAGUACGGCGCACUAUGGACGGCAUGCCAGCGCUGCCAGGGCUCACUGCACAUGGACGUGCUGUGCACCUCCCGUGACUGCCCCAUCUUCUACCGGCGCAAGAAGGUGCAGAAGGACCUCAACGAGGCCAUGGGGCAGCUGGACCGCUUCGACGCCACGUCGUGGUGAGAGCCUGCAGGCGAGGAGCGGCGAGGGGGUUGUACGCCCGAGCCCAUUGCAUGGGUCUCCGCGCUUUUGUAUGCCCAGGCCCAACGUAUAGCUCCCAAUGGUCAAAGGAAUCGUCGCCUGGGGGGCAGUGGGUCGGAGUGGAGCGCGGGUUGCGGAGCUCGCAGAGCAUCACAGCACGCCCAUGAUAGGGCCUAAGGCGUGGACUGAGCCAUAUGGCGCGACCGCGCUUGGCGCUGGCCGGAGCGCCGCGCGUUGGCGGUACCAUCGCUGGGUGAGUGCAGCGCUCGGCAACGGGGCGUUAGCGGUUGUGCCAGCAGGCUGCGACGCAACGUAAUACGCUUGUGCGAUGGCAGCAUUCCUUGCAUGGAGCGCUGCUAGGCGAGAGAGAGACUCAGCAUGCCCUGCGGCUUUUGCGCCUGAGCGGGCGCUCACGCAAUAGCAGCAGCCGCGACGCUUUUGAUGGCGUGUGAUCCACGUUGUUGGUUGGCAUGGCAUGGGAAUACUGGGUGUGAGCGUUUGUGUCUCCUUCGGCAUGGAUGCAUGUGUGCGGUGGUGGAUGCAUAUUGAGUACAGCUCCGGGUACGGCAUUACCGUACAUGGCCUGUAUCUUGUCAGGGGCAAUUGCACGAGUGGCCGGGCGCCGCCCUUUGUGUCACGCUUGCAUCUUCUGCGUGUAUAGGAAGCGGCAGGAUCCAUAGAUGGCAGGAUGAGCGGUUACGUCGCGGGCAGUGCAGCCACUGCGUAGGGCUUGGCAAGGAGUAUUCGUGGCAGCCGGCGCACAUGCAUUGCGUGGCUGCGAGAAGAACUUGUUGACACUGAUGGUGGCCGUAUCUGCCUGAGUCUGGGCUCCAGGGGCGUGCCCCCAGGCUUGCGCCCCCGGCACCCGCUUUACCAGCGGCACGAUACUACUCCUUAUCUGCAAAAUUGACGUACCGUAAUCAUUCACGCAAUUCGAGCUCGCGACCGCUCUAGUGAGCUAGUGGCCCUAGAGUUGGAGUCCCGAGUCCGGCUCUAUGUGUGUCACACCGGCACGCCAUCCGUAGGUUCCCUGCCGUAUUCCCCAGCCCGUGUGCAACGCCGUAUGUACCCUGGCGGUGUACAGGGGUUGCCCUGGCGGUGUACAUGGAGGCAGAACUAGUCCCUAAUGCUGCGGGUCUAAGCCCAUUUUCCAGCUGUACAAGCUGACUUGUGAUGUAGUCGAUUUUCCCAGACGGACACUACAUAUCAAACAUGCUGAUGUUAUAAAGUCAUAU